Molecule: messenger RNA, 7262 nt
Organism: Chara braunii
Lineage: Eukaryota; Viridiplantae; Streptophyta; Charophyceae; Charales; Characeae
Source: the annotation of a GenBank genome assembly
GGACGAAGUUGGCGGGCAGGCGUGGGAGUCAUGUCGGCGACAGAUGCGUCAAAUGGCCAUGGAGAACAUAACGAAUGGGGUGUCCAGGAUGCGUGUGGCGAGUGGAGUGCAGAAGACUCCCAACGGACGAGCGAUUACGAAUCUACAGAUGUGAUUUGUGAAGACGAAGCGGAAGACGCAGACGACAUGGAGAUUCGACCCCUGCCUGUGCGUGGCAGAGAAAGGGGUGGAGGCGUGCGUCAAGAGAAGGCUGUUUCCCGUGUUGGUCGCCACUCGAAGGGUCCGUCAGGCGAGAAGGCUGGGAAACAACCGUCAUGGAGUGUUGAGGAGAUGUUGAAGCUCGCCCAGGCGAAGAGGGAUCAACAAGCUCAUUUCGAGGGCAUGCCGCACAACUACGAACGAAUGCGCAACAGGGAGUGGAAUCUGCAGGACCUUCAAAAGCGUUUGCUGGAGGUGGGGGUGGAUAGGACGACUAACGACAUCGGCAAGAAGAGGGACAACCUCUUCCAACAAUACAAGAAAGUGCAACGGUAUCAGAACGCCUCUGGGGGGAAGAACUUCUUCAACCUCGCACCUGUUUUGAGAACGGAAGAAGGCUUCAACUUCAGAAUGGAGGAGCGCGUGUACGAUGAGAUAGACGCCAUGUCGAAGGGCAACAAGACCAUCUACCCGGACAACGUCGCCGACACAAGCGCCGUGGAGGACUGCAGAUGCCACGUUCCCCAUCCAUUGCUGGAGAAUCCGUCGUCGGGGGUGAUGGGGGUGAUGGGAACAACGACGACGGAGGGUCGGCGCAGGAGUCCGGGUUCAGCCCAGAUCCGGGGUGAGGGUAUUGCUGGAUUCGAUCGUUGGGAGGUGGACCUUCUAUCCAUCGUCGGAUCCAAGGUGGUGUUAAAGUCUCCGAUCAUUAUGGCUGGGGCGUCGUCUAGAAUGUGCUGGUGCAGGCUUGUUGUUGCCAGAACCUCUGUAGUUGUUCCUGCUGCUGCUGGAGCACCUGUUGGUGUUGCCAGCAUAGCUGAUGUUGCCAUUGUAGGUGCAUGUGCUGGAGGAGUUGUUGCUGCUGUAUCGUUCUCUAUUGGUGUUGUUGUUGGUGAUAUUGUGUUAGUUGGGCUUGCAGUAGGAGGUGGUAUUGUUCGUCAUGUUCCCUCUGCUGCAUGGCCUGUUGCUGUUGAAGUUGCUGGGUUUGUUGCCUCGUUUGGAGCAUCAUGUGGAGUUGUGUUUGGUGCAUGCCCUGUAUUUCCUGAUGUUGGGUUUGUACAUGUUGUGCCUGCUGCAGUUGUGCAUGGUGGACCUUCCGUGUCUCUCACGCCAACGCGCCCCUUCCCUUACAACAAGGAAAGGACACGUGUUUGCGAGUGGGACGUACGAGAAGUUGUCGCACGGAUCGGUGGGCGAUAUUACUUCCCUCUCGAAAAUCGUUGCUCUGGAUUCGUGGACGCGGACUUUGUCAUUGUCGAUACGCUCUUCCCGCCUUACUCAGUAUUGUUGCCAUUUAACGAGUUGAUCGUCAUUCCGUGGAUGGCAGUGGCGCCCCAUUGGCCUCGAACUCUGUGCACCGAGUGCCAGCGUUUCGAUCGCUACGAGCAAAAGGGUUUCCACUACCUUAUACGGAGUGAAGACGAGCACAAGGAAAGAGCCACGCGGCUGAGACCCUCCACGUCGGACUCGGAACUGACCAAUGAGCGACGUCGAGACUUGAUACGGAAACGGGACACGCGGAGCAUACCGAAGUCCUUUCGCUCUAAACGAAGAGUCAUGGAGAACCUCCUUUGCAUUGUAAGAUUCAACCAGUGGAUCGUUGGUAUCAAGUUAGACCAGAGCUCAACUCGGGAGCUGAACUUAACGGUUCUUCAGCGUAUAGAUCAUGAGGUCGAGGAGAUCCUCACUACUGCCGGCCACGUCACUCUGUACGAAUUUGAUGUGGAGGAGAAAUCUUGGAGCCGAAAGGAUGUCGAAGGCGCGCUCUUUGUCGUUAAGCGGCGCGCGCAGCCGCGUUUUCAGUUCAUCGUGAUGAACCGAAGAAGCACUGCCAACCUCGUUGAAGAUUUGCUGGGCGAUUUCGAAUUCGAGGUACAGAUUCCUUACCUGCUGUACAGAAACGCCCAACAAGAAGUCAAUGGCAUAUGGUUUUUCAACCAGAAAGAAUGCGAACAAGUGUCGAAACUGCUAGAGCGAAUUCUUUAUGCGUUUGCCAAGGCCCCGCCGCCGUCCCGACCUCGACCAUUCGUUGUCCCGACUGGAGGUGGAGGGGCUGCUGCUGAAGCUCAAGGCCCAGACUCCGCUGUGCCAGGCCCGACCACCGGUCCCGCUCCCGUCCCCGCUGUGUCUUCUCCUGUCAGAGCGGCUGAUCCCAACACAGAUCCUGCCAUAGAGAAAUCCGACGGUAGUAUAGUGUCUGCAGUCUUCAAGAAGCCGCCGCCGUUGGAGGCACGGGAGGAAGAUUCCCUUCAGAAGCUCUUCAGGAAUGUCUCCGUGCAAUCGAAGCCGUCUGACUCAUCUGCUGUCAUGAUGUCACUUCUUACACCAGCCGGGAUGACGGGGACUUCCAGCAGCGAUGCUCGCAUCUCGUUGAGUUCCAGUAUGCCUCCAUUACCUCUCCCAACUCCUCUCUGCUCCUCUUCUAUCGCCAGCACUACUUCCAGCAUUCUCCCUCCUCCAAGACAUGUCCUCCCCAUUGAAGACAAUCGGUUUCGCCUGCUGAAGCCGUCCUACUUUGUCUCUUCAUCUCUGUCGUCGUCCAGCGCACAUACUAAUUCGAUGGCCCUGUCGUGCUCCCGACUGCAUGGACCCUUGCUGAACCCUGUUCCUGUUUCUGGCCCUGCUGGUCCCGUUGGUUCUAUCCCUAAUGUUAUCCCCGCGCCCUUAUCCCCGCCUCUUCCGCCGCCUUUGCUACCUCCACAUAUCGGCGGCGGCACUUUGCCCAAUCCUAAUCAUCAUCCCAUCACCAUCACCAAGGAUCGGAUUCGCACGGCGAUGUAUCGGUUGCUACACGAUGAUAGAUUCAUUGAUAUGAUAUAUCGAGGAGAAGGCGGCAGCGGCGGCGGCGGCGGCGGAGGAGGAGGAGGAGUAGGAGGAGGACAGACGGAGGAGGAGGAGGAGCUAUUGCUCGACGCGCGUCAUGUUGACGUUAACAGCAAAUUAAUGGUGAUGAGCAGCGAGUCGCUGAGCUCAGCUUCUUUUCCAUUCCCUUUGUCGGUGGCGGGAAUGGAAGUGAUGGACAUUUGCGGCGGAGAGUGGAUUGUGGGUUUUGGCGGGACUGGAUGAUGUAGAAGAAAAAGAUAAAUCCAUGAGAUGAUCCAAAGGAACGGAGUUGACCUGGAAGAGGGAAUUUGUCGUUGUGUGGACAUAAAAUUUACGUCGCACCAGCAGUCAAAGCGAGAGAUUAAUUAAGGUCUAGGAGGAAUGAUGAUGAUGAUGAUGAUGUGCGAGGACCAGCAGCAGGAGGAGGAAGAGGAGGGCGCGGAAGACGAACUUGUACACAAAUUCUUCCACAUUCGUAUCGGCUCCGGUGAAAGCAUAAUAAAGUGAAGCCGUCGGAUUGAUUUGAUUUGCUUUGAUUUGAUAGUUUUUCAUUGGAUUGGGUCGUGGCGAAAUUGAACAAAGGGGAGAAAGAUACGACGCCCUCCCCCGUUCAAGAGAGUCUGAUGUGACGCGGGAAAGACCGAUUGAUAUGAAGACCAGGUGUUUGCCUCUCUAGCUCCAUAUUUGAGUAGAUGUAUUCGAGUUUGUGAAGGCGCAACGCGACUUGCCUGUGGGAAUCUUGUCAGGCCUCUUGGGUGCUGACUCUGGAGAGUGUAGUAUCGGGGGACUUGCUUAACUCUCGAGUUAAAAUGCGUCCUGGCUUACAGCGACUUCUUGAGGAUAUGCUUAGUGGUAGAAGGCUCAACACCCUGUGUCUCAGGGAGCAACUCACAGCAGGACUUGAAGAUGUGAAUUUGUCCAGAACUGCAGUCGGAUGCAUUCGGGCGAAAGUGCUGGUGCGAGUAUGCCCUUAUGUAUUCCAAGUAGCGGGGACUAUCUUCUUCGUGAGAACGCACGCAUUCAAGUGGAAUAGGGAAUACGAUUCCCUCGUUUAAACGUUUGAUCGGUAGUAUGAUAGAUGGAUAGAGGGAUGGACGGUUGGAUGAGCUGUCUGUCUGCAAUUAGCAUGUACGAUGCUCUGGAUAUGGCGGAAGGUUGCUACGUGGCCUUGGUCCGGUUAUUGUGGAGGAGAAUACAAAAGGACAGUGUAGCAGCCUCCUUUCAAGCCUUCUGCAGGGCAGGGCUGGGCUUAACAGUUGGUUGGUUAAUCAUCUGGUGACUUCGAAUCUGACUGUAGGUAUUAACUUUUGCCAAGUUUCCUUUCAUUUGUUACGUUCCGGUCUGGUAGGUAGUUGCCCACCCAAUUUGACGUGAGAAAGGACAUGAAGCUAGGGAAGUGGGUCAAGGUUGGUGGAAGCGGAGUGAUGGAUAAGUCAAUGGAUUACAAGAUUCACUGCGCGAAUAGGAACUUAUUUUCAGGCUUUAGGCCGCAUCAAUAGAUCAAAUGACCACUCGGGGCCGUCUUUUUGCGCCCCAGCCAGGCUGAAAUAAAAGCGGGACCGCUCUCUGUGGGUCCUCUGCUUGUUUAGAUUCUGUGUCUGUCCGUCUGUCUGUCUGUCUCUCUCCCUCCCCCUCUCCUCUUUGUCUCUGUUAUCUUUUUUUACUUUCUCUCCCCCCCCCCCNGGUCUGGCCUCCCCCUCUCGGUUCCUCCAUUUGUUGACCGGUGGUUCCCCGAGGAUCUGCUGCUUGCUUUUGAUGGGUCCACAUGAAAAUAUUUCUCUCUCUCUCUCUCUCUCUCUCUCUCUCUCUCUCUCUCUCUCUCUCUCUCAGCCUGGCGACUUCCUCUGGGAAUCACAGUUGAUCGCUGCGUAAGUCGUCCGUCCAACUUCCUCCUCCCUCAGUCUCUCUCUCUGUCUUUCUCUCUCUUGCUUGAUCACUUGCUCUUUCUCCUCUCCUGCCUACCCCACCUCUUACCCGAUCACUCCAGCUUCCACAAGACGAUACAGGGUGGUCCCCGAGAAAGACAAGAAGGUUGUCGCGAUUGAUACAGCAUUUCAGUAGCAGAAGUGCUUCGGGGGUGGUGUCUUGACUCGAGUGCAAAGAGACGUCAACCAAGAGAAACGAUGGACUGGCAGGACGGAUGCAGUGAUCUGGUUUUGACACAGGUUCCCUACAAAUUACUGAAGUCACAGUACGUUCUUGAGCAUGGCUGUGUGAGUGAGUGAGAUUGGCACUGAGCUGAAACUUCCAGUUUCGGAUGUCAUGUGGGACAUCUGGAAAGUGCAACCUCUCAUGGGACCUGUUCUCGGGAAGAGAUGUAUGUCAGGUACCUUUGAACUACUGGUAGUUGUGUAUGCCUCAAUUAUGUGAGCUGGUUAAUGAGAACAAGCUCUUCUUGGUCUGCAAUGAGAACCAGAUCUUCUUGAAUAAGCUCGUCCUAUGAACCAGCUCUGCUCCAAUUGCUGCUCCAGGUACACAGGUUCGAACCGAGGCAUGGGACAUCACUGCUUGAUCGUUGCAAGGCCUACUAAGCUAGCAAGUCCUGCUGAACUACACAUGAUCUGUCGAUGAUCUGAUUGCGACACACACUACUGCUGUAUAGAGUCAGGAUGUAGCUGUGUGAAGCAGCUUAUGUCCUCUUCGUGUCUUGGAGUAACUUUGAGAAAUCUUUCAGCUAGAUGUCUGAUUGGAUCAUGGGUUAUAUCCAGGGGGUUUAUGCAGCCUUGACCUCCUCUGGUCCUCGUACCCUGGGUUCUGUUCUUAGGACCUCUUCACAGAGGUGCCAGUGGUCGACUCGGAGAGGCUAUUAAUUGACCAGCCACACCAGAAGAUAACUUCAACUUGUCCUAUGAUGAUAUCAAAGAGGAUGUCAAACCACUUGGGGAGUUGCUCAAUCAUUUGUAGGUGAAUAGUUGGCGCUUGUACAUGCAGACGUGUCACUGUGCAGCAUAUUUGGCACGCCUUUUGGUCCAACUGAGUGUAUAGGGCUUGGACACCUGGUGCUGGGUGAGGGAAGGUUGUAUAUAUAGCAGCAGCUCUGUUCACCUUCUUCCAAAUGUGUGUACAGGAAACAUUCAUGAAUCGUCGCGCAAUUGGUUGCUGUUAAGAACAUGCUACCAUCACCAAGAACGCAGUGGGUUCGUUUUUGGUACGGUUGCUGGAGGUGCAAGGUCUAGCUAUAGCUGGUCAAGGCACAGUCAUGAGUAUGUGUGCGAUCGGUUGUGGUUAAGUUUCACUCCUAUCAUUGAGAGCGCAAUGGGCCCAGUUUUCGUUACGGUUGCUUGUGGUGCCCAGUUCUGGUAUGGUUGCUUGUGGUGCGACGGCUAGCCACUCGAGGGCAGGAUUUAGGUAUCCCUUGCCAAUCUGGAACGUAAUCGGUGCAAGACCAGCUGUCGUUAAGGUGCCCUCCCAUCACCGAGCAUGCAAUGGGUCCAGCUUUUGGUAUGGUCGCUUCUGAUGCGAAAGCUAGCCGCUGAUGACUAAGAUUUAGGUGUCCCAUCCUGAUGAGGAAAGUAAUUGGUCUGAACCAAUAUGGCUGGUUGUCAGACACGUCCGUGCAAAGCUUAACCAUGCCCACAGCACAUCAUGUGAUUCAUAUAUCUACCGGCAAAGCACAUAUGAACACGCGACAACCUGUCACUGUGACUCAGGAGCAAAAUCCACCCGAACAGCGGCGGUGGUCUGGGUGGUUUCGUUGAGACUGUUGGGGAAACUUAUGAAUACUGUCCGCCUGCUCAGCUCGUUCCUGGCGGAAGGCCAUACACUUGACAUGUGUUGGGAAAGGGAUUGCAAAGACAACUUUUCUUUUUGUGCCAGGUGUGGCAUAUGUUCCAGGUCAACUGAGGACUUGCAUGUCCCAGAAGCUGAGAAGGCUUGGGGGGGUAUGUACCCUCGAAACAGGCUUGCAUGAGGGGCACUGACUCGGCCACUUUGCAUUUUCAGUGGCCACUUUGCAUUUUCAGCAGACUAUCUUGUCUGCCAUAUGUGCCUGAUUGUCUCAGGACUCGUCAUGUGUAUUGCGUGUUAAGCUUCUAUUGGGUACUGUCCAGGAAGUGGAGAUUUUGGGGAGCUGAGAAUGGUGAACUUCUGCCUGACAGGUGUUGCUAGACUAGGCAUAAGAUUUGCCACCUGCUGAGGGUCAAGCUGAUGUGUCUCGUCUUGUGGAUGUUCAUGAUUCUCUCAUGGCGUCCAGAGUGUCGCAGAUGCCGUUGUAUUUUAUUCCGUAGGUUUCAAAAACCGGA